AUGGAGAAAGAAUUGAACGAAUUCUGGGAUGAAUAUCAGAGGAACAUGGACAAUAUGGUUUCACACACCAGAAUUCAAGAUAGACUCAAUAUGUUGUUACAGGAUGCAUCGACUAGAGAGAAAGUAAAGAAGAAGGUGCAUCGUCUUCUUGUUACACAUGAGGAAUUUACAAAGGCAUUGAAGUCUGAAUUUGAUGAAUGUCAACAAACUGUUCGGCAUGGGGUUCCCAGUCUAGUAGAUGAUGCAUGUGUGAUCAAAGACAAAACUGUAUGGAUCUCUGAGUGCAAGGAGGAAGAUUCUUCUUCUGCUGGCAAAUCUGAAAAUAGAGAGGAAAAUCCUUUUCAUAAAAUAAAUUCAAAGGAUAAUAGAUGUAGUCAUGAUGAGAUCAUGAAUGCUCAGGAACAUGAAGAAAAACAUUGGGAUGAUCUUAUUCUUAAGAUAGCUGAUAUGAGUGUUGAUGAUGCCAAGAUGGCGAGGGCACUUAAAAGGCAACUAGAUUGGGUGUUACAGAAACUAGGAAUAGAGAGAAGUAGUAUUUCAAGCCCCAAGACAAACAAGUCAGGAGAAGAGAGAGGUGAAACAAGUAGACAAGUAGUUCCAAAAUAUAGUCCUCAUAUGAGAAGAAAUGACCAGCCUUUUUUAACCUAUGACAACCUGUUGGUAAGUGAAAAUAGAAGAUGGAGGGAUGUGCAUAGGGAUCAAAAUGAAGAAAGGCUAGAGGAUGGAAGAAGGAAUGGAGAUGGGGAAAAUUAUGGGAACCGGAUUAACACAAACAGGGCUAACCAUGUAGGAAAUAAUGGGUGUGGCAACAACCAGAAUAAUGGACAAAAUAGAGGUAACAAUGGCAAUUAUGGAAGUGGUAAUGGUGGAUGUAGGAACAAUGGUAACAAUAAUGGCAAUAAUAAUGGGGGUGGAAACAAUGGUAAUAACGGAAACUAUGGCAACAAUAAUGGGAUUAUGAACAAUCAAAGCAACCAUCAUGUUGGUAGACAACCCCUCAUUAUUGAGAGGUACAAACAAUUGGAUUUCACUGGUAUUGUUGGUUAUCCAAAUCAAAUCACUAAUGAUUUGAGAUUAUCAAUCCCAAAAUUUUCAAGAAAUGGAGUUGAGUCAGUAGAGCAACAUGUUAUUAAUGUAAAAAAUAUCAUCGAAGAGUUUGAGAUUCCUCAUGAAGAUCAAAAUCACUAUGAAAUUUUAUCUCAUAGACCUAACACUUUACAGCAAGCAUUCAAAACAAUUGUCACUAUUGAAAAUAAUAGGAGGGUGGCUGGGAAAGUUGCUAAGAGAGAUGAUCCAAAGUUGUACAACUCCAGUGUUCCCAGGAAAGAUUAUCUUACUUAA
Messenger RNA from Cryptomeria japonica (Japanese cedar), 1341 nucleotides. RefSeq lists its product as uncharacterized. Lineage: Eukaryota; Viridiplantae; Streptophyta; Pinopsida; Cupressales; Cupressaceae. The transcript is spliced from 3 exons. The record is from RefSeq and is a predicted model, not a curated record. Bases 1 to 1341 code for a protein of 446 amino acids.